This is a messenger RNA of Nasonia vitripennis (jewel wasp), 1490 nucleotides long. RefSeq names its product putative nuclease HARBI1. The coding region runs from base 754 to 1245 and encodes 163 amino acids. The record is from RefSeq and is a predicted model, not a curated record. The transcript has 3 exons. NCBI's taxonomy places the organism in Eukaryota, Metazoa, Arthropoda, Insecta, Hymenoptera, Pteromalidae.
UAAAUUAGUUACUUAGGCUUGUCCACUGCAAUAAUCAGAUCUCAUCAGUGGCAGUAGCUUGCAGCUGAUAUCUGAUACUGUCAUCGCCAAUGAGUUGAAUGGGAGAAUUUAAAUUGUACAUGAUAUCAGUUUUUUGUAACCAUGAUUACAGUGGCACUAGUUACAAAACAUACAACACUUUUUGCAUAGGGCAAGAUUUAAAAUACAAUGGUGUUUGCAGCUAUUUGAGGUUAUCAAUGAAAGGUAUGAAACUUGCUUUAUCAUAGCAUUCUGAUUCUGGUUUGGUUUGUCCUCGGGUUUGCCCAUGUUAAUAUCAAUCGAGAGGACGUUGUGGGACGUGCUGUUUUCUUGAUCUUGGUUAGCAAGCUCCGAAAUAGAGCGGAUGGCAGCUCCGAGAAGAUCACCUUUGGUAGAAAGCACUGCAGUCCUGGCACACCAACUGACUCGAGUUGUCCUGCACUGCAGGAUUUGUUGAAUGAUCUUCAUCUUUUAUCAUAACUUUCACUUAUUCUAUCUAAUAAAUGACUAGCGGUUUAGCGAUCACGCUCACGGUCUUGUUGUUGUCCGGCUGCCAGUGUUGCCGGCAAAAAUAAUAUAACACAUUUGUAAACAAAAUACACGAUGGCCAUCUUGUGUAAUUUGUUUACAAAUGUGUUAUAUCAUUUUUUCAUGUCAAAAAAUUACAUUUUAAAAAGUGUAUAUUUAAAAAAUAUGUUCAAUUUAAUAAUGUUUCAUAUAUUGUAGAGAUGUGAUAUGGAUACGAACAUUUUAAAUUUACGGAUCGCUAGUGGAUCAACUAACGAUCAAUUUAUGUGGAACACCAGUAAUGUACGCAUGAAUUUGUGGAACCUGAGGAAUAACGGUGAAAUUUGUCAUUUGAUAGUAGAUGGAGGGUACACGCUUUCCCCGGUACUUCUAACACCGGAAAACAUGGCAGUUCCAGGUACCCCAGAAAUGGCUUAUUCCAAUUCGCUACGCACUACGAGAUGCAAAAUCGAGCAGAUAAACGGCAUAUUGAAAGGAAUGUGGAGGUGCCUUUGCAAUUUGCGGGGACUGCAUUAUACUCCGCAAUUUGCAACUGAAAUUAUUCAGGCUUGUGUAAUAUUACACAUUUUUCGCAAAAAUAAUGACGUUCCAACACCACGAUUGCCUGUUUGUCGAGGCCUCUUCCAACAGCCAGACAAUGACCCACACAGCAUGAAAUAUUUCCGAAAUAUUUCGGAAAUAUUGGAACGAAAUAUUUGAAAUAUUCCAGGAAUCUUUCGAAGAAAUAUUUCUGAAAUAAUGUUAUGUCCCUCGAAUUCCUAUAUUGAAAUAUUUUUUGAAAGAAUUCAGAAAUAUUUCUGAAAUUUUUCACGAAAUAUUUCAGAAAUAUUACUGCAAUAAUAUCAUUUCAUAAAAUACCCCGCCUUGCAAAUCUCUCAUGAAAUAUUUCUGAAAUGUUUCUAAAUUAUUUUGUGGCACGAAGUCUCCUGGGAUUUGUAUUUGAA